AACUUAACUUGGUUCCCGGGUAUGGCUGCGAUCUUGAACUACAGGUUCAGUAAAAAACAAGUAAAGGGCGAUCAGGAGACUCCCUUCAGACAAACACGGAGUUCCAUGUUGAACGGCACCAUAAAAAAUAAAGAAAAGCUAAAAAAACAAAUCAGAACAGUCAGUCCGGCCUUGUCAAUUAUGCAGCUCUGGGUCGACCUCGUGCUAAAGAAUAUAUACCAAUAUUAAAAAGGAACAGUACAGUAUGCAAUGCAAACAAGGAGUGGUCUCUGUAACACAACAUAGGCGUGAAGAUUCAGAAUAUUCUCUGGAUCCGAUCGUCACUCUUAUAUAUUCAUCGCUCAGCGCCCCUUUUGUCUUCAUAAGAUUAUACCCAUUUCUCUGAUUUUCCACGUAUGGUUUUUCACCAACGGGGAAUUUGUGGAGUGGAUCCGUGCUUGCUGAGACGUGGCCGGUCGUUAUUAGUAGAUUGAUGCCAAGUGUACAUAGAAAAGGAUGAGUUGGAUUGAUUGGGAGACCGAAUCAUAUCCCUGCAAUGAGGACCUUCUUGCUGUGCCGCUUUUUGCGCUUUUCUUCCCAGCUGUACGGUUUUUCCUGGACAGAUUUAUAUUUGAGUAUCUAGCAAGAAGAUUUGUGCCAGGAUGUUCAAAAGGUGCAUCUCAGGAUGAGAAAGAUGAUCUCAAGAAACGACACACUAAGUUCAAGGAAUCUGCAUGGAAAUGCAUAUAUUACUUAUCAGCAGAAAUUUUUGCAUUAGCAGUGACAUAUAAUGAGCCAUGGUUCACAAAUACACAGAAUUUUUGGGUUGGGCCUGGGAACCAGGUCUGGCCAGAUCAAAAAGCAAAGACAAAAUUAAAGGCUUUGUAUAUGUACGCAGCAGGGUUCUAUACAUAUGGUAUCUUUGCUCUAAUUUUCUGGGAGACGAGGCGGUCAGACUUUGGAGUGAGCAUGUCACAUCAUGUUGCCACUCUUAUUCUAAUUAUAUUAUCCUACUUGUUAAGGUUUGCUCGAGUGGGCUCUAUUGUUCUAGCCCUCCAUGAUGCAAGCGAUGUGUUCCUAGAAGUGGGCAAGAUGUUCAAAUACAGUGGUUCAAACAUUAUUCCAAGCAUCUCCUUUAUUCUUUUUGUGAUCUCUUGGAUUGUACUUCGCCUCAUUUACUAUCCAUUUUGGAUCCUUUGGAGCACGAGUUAUGAAGUGCUCCAAACAUUGGACAAAGAGAAGCACAAGAUAGAAGGACCCAUUUACUAUUAUGUGUUCAACUCUCUGCUUUAUUGUUUGCUUGUCCUACAUAUAUAUUGGUGGGUUUUGAUUUACCGUAUGCUUGUUAGGCAGAUCAAGGCAAGAGGCAAGCUUGGAGAUGAUGUCAGAUCAGAUUCUGAAGGCGAGGAGGACAAAGAUGAUUGAAAGAUGACAAGUGCCAUUGAAAAAUUGCCACACUAUCAAGUGGAAUAAUGACUUGAAUGCAUUGUUUGUUCAAGUGUUGACAACUAUUUUAUCCAAAGAUUGGUGGAACUUCGAGCACGCGGUUGUUGAAAUUCAAUGUUGAAUAUGAACUGUAAGAUCCAUUGUUGCAGGAGCUGGUUUGGAUUUCAGACAGUGUAGUUAGAUGGUCACACUUUUAUGUUACUCAUAAUUUAUAAUUAUAAGGUCAGCAGGCAGUGGAUAUUUGGCUCAGCAUAUUGUCUUAGAUUUUCGGUUAGGUUUGAGUGCAAUAUAAUUGUUUGCAGGAUUUUUUAAUUGAAGUGGAAGUCUUUGGCAAACAUUGGAAUUGAGAUUAAUUAAUUGGCUAUGCACUCUACUUGAUCCA
Cryptomeria japonica (Japanese cedar) is the source of this 1807-nucleotide messenger RNA. RefSeq names its product ASC1-like protein. Lineage: Eukaryota; Viridiplantae; Streptophyta; Pinopsida; Cupressales; Cupressaceae. Gene Ontology annotation, biological process: ceramide biosynthetic process. Gene Ontology annotation, molecular function: sphingosine N-acyltransferase activity. The coding region runs from base 496 to 1404 and encodes 302 amino acids. The transcript is spliced from 6 exons. Gene Ontology annotation, cellular component: endoplasmic reticulum; membrane. The record is from RefSeq and is a predicted model, not a curated record.